CCUGCGGGAGGCGAGCGAUGCUGGAAGUGCCGUAGCCGAGCCAGAGAUGGAUGGUGUCGGCAGCAACAGGACCAUGUCUUACAGUAGAUGGAGUUACAACAGUGUUCUGGAUGAUGAGGGGAGCAGCUUGCGUCAGCAGAAGCUUGACAGGCAGCGAGCAUUGCUAGAACAGAAGCAGAAGAAAAAGCGCCAGGAGCCGUUAAUGGUUCAGUCCAAUGUGGACAGUCGCACAAGGACACGCAGGACGAAACAUUCAGAAGAACAGGCGCCAUUGGUUGAAUCGUAUCUUAACAGCAACAGCAGCACCAUAUAUCAUGUGCAGGAGGCCGAACAGGAAGAUGUAAAGGUGGUAGUGGAUGCCCAAGCUCCGAAACCAACUAAAAAAACCAAGGCAGCAGCUGCGAGCUGUCAGACUGGCAGCACCAGAAAGGAGAAAAAAGGGAAACACAAAGGCAUUGAUGGUCCGGCUGCUUUUCAAGAUGAUGUUCAGAAGAUAGGAAGUCAGGUGCAGAUUCUCACGGUUGGACAGUCUAGCCAUGAUGAAGAUGAUGGAGAGAAAAUGGCUAGUGGCCAACAACAGCAAAGCAAACAAGAUCUUAGAACAGCAAUGCAGAAGAAAGGCAUUUCAAGCAGCAUGAAUUUUGAUGAGGAAGAGGAUGAGGAAGAUGAAGACAGCUCCAGUUCUUCGCAGUUGAACAGUAACACCCGGCCCGGUUCUGCCACGAGCAAGAAAUCCAAUAAGGAAGCGGCCUCAGCUCCCAGUCCUUCCACAAACGAGCCUCUCAUAGAUGUUGAUGACCUGGAGGAAUUUGCCGUAAGACCUGCUCCACAGGGUGUCACCGUCAAAUGCAGAAUCACAAGAGACAAAAAGGGAAUGGACCGAGGGAUGUACCCCACUUAUUACCUCCACUUGGAAAGGGAGCAUGGUAAAAAGGUGUUUCUGUUAGCUGGAAGGAAACGAAAGAAGAGUAAAACCUCUAAUUACCUCAUCUCCAUAGACCCAACUGACCUGUCUCGGGGUGGAGAGAGUUUUAUUGGAAAACUGAGAUCAAAUCUUAUGGGAACUAAGUUUACAGUUUAUGACAAUGGAGUAAAUCCAAUGAAAACAACGUCAAGCCUGGAGGCGAGCACCCUGCGUCAGGAGCUAGCUGCUAUUUGUUAUGAAACAAACGUCUUGGGGUUUAAAGGACCACGUAAAAUGAGUGUGAUCGUACCAGGAAUGAAUAUGGACCACGAAAGAGUUUCCAUCAGACCACGAAAUGAACAUGAGACCCUUCUUGCUAGAUGGCAGAACAAAAAUACAGAGAGUAUCAUUGAGCUGCAUAACAAAACGCCAGUCUGGAAUGAUGACACCCAGUCCUACGUUUUAAAUUUCCAUGGUCGAGUCACACAGGCCUCAGUGAAAAACUUCCAAAUUAUUCAUGAUAACGAUCCUGACUACAUUGUGAUGCAGUUUGGCCGCGUGGCUGAGGACGUGUUCACCAUGGACUACAACUACCCAAUGUGCGCGCUGCAAGCCUUUGCUAUUGCCCUUUCAAGUUUUGACAGCAAGCUGGCUUGUGAGUAAAGGGGCAUGGGUGAGCAUCCUCUGAAAGGAAGCCGUUUGCCAUAUGAUUCCCAGUUCCUGCUGGUGUCACUUACGGUCUGUACUAAACAGGUCAGGGAAAACACAGUCGUGGAGGACAGCCCUGUUGCUGAAGAGAGAGUAAAAGGAAUCUUCUAAAAAUUCAGGACAUUCAGGAAAUAAUAUUUUCCCUUUUUUUCUGUCAUAUUUUUCUGGAAGUGGCAUCAAGUUUGUGUAAAUAGAAGUUCUGUCUCAUGCCCUUGAUGAUGUUAUGGAGAUGUGCCAUGAUGUACUGUACCGUGGCUCUAGUAGCACCAUUAUAACGGUGGCUUUUUUAAAUCCAGAAAGGGCGUGCACGCUCAAAAAAUUUCUUUUUACAUUUAAGAAUUAUUCUGAGGCUGCAAUCGUACCUCAAGGUUGCAUUCCUACAUCGACUAAUCA
Opisthocomus hoazin is the source of this 2005-nucleotide messenger RNA. It is a transcript of the gene TUB, whose product is annotated as TUB bipartite transcription factor. Gene Ontology annotation, cellular component: cilium. The record is from RefSeq and is a predicted model, not a curated record. Lineage: Eukaryota; Metazoa; Chordata; Aves; Opisthocomiformes; Opisthocomidae. Gene Ontology annotation, biological process: protein localization to cilium.